CAGCUCCGUCACACAGUCUGGUUUGACCCCAUCAGUCCAGCAGUCUGGUUUGACCCCAUCAGUCCAGCAGUCUGGUUUGACCCCAUCAGUCCAGCAGUCUGGUUUGACCCCAUCAGUCCAGCACUAUCAUCAGAACCAAACUUCUAAUAGUAGACCCUCCCUGCAACAUAAUCUAGAGUCAAAAAUGUUGGUUGGCUCCAACCACAGUGUCCAAGAUCAAGAAGUGCAGCAGGAAUCUGAAGUGGACAAACGACCCCUCUGUGUGUCUGAGUCGGCAGUCCUUGAGUUUAGAGAGAAGAGACCGCUGCAGAAACUCUCUUCCUCUGGAACUCCACAGAUCAGAGAGACAGCAGCAUUAUCAGAGGAAAUACACCAAGUUUCACAAAACAUCGUUGGUUCUGAAUCCAUGGACCCUAUUUUUGGACCACUUUCACCACCGUCAUCAGACAUCAAACUCACAACCACCUCGCUAGAGGAAACCGACCCUCAGAGGAACCUGUCUUCACCUAAAGCUGUUGAUGUUGGACCAGAUACUACCAAAUCAGAAGAAAAAACCUUUUUGGAUGGAUUAUUUUCACCCAUAUCGUCAGAGGACGAGCUCCCCAUCGACCCUCCAGAGGAAACCAAGCCCACAGGGAGACCGUCUUCACCUGAAAUGGAUGGGAUAGAAAGGUUCAUUGUCAAAUCUGAAGAAAGUGAAACUGGUUGCAGACCAUAUUCACCAAUUUCCUCAGAGGAUGAGGUCAUCAGCUUGUUUGAGGAAACCAAACCUACGAGAUGGUCCUCACCUGAAAUGGAUAGGAUAGAAAGUUUCAUUGUCAAAUAUGAAGAAAGUAAAACAGGACUAUUUUCACCCAUAUCAUCAGAGGACGAGCUCCCCUUCGACCCUCCAGAGGAAACCAAGCCUACAGGGAGACCGCCCUCACCUGAAAUGGAUGGGAUAGAAGGGUUCAUUGUCAAAUCUGAAGACAGUAAAACAGGAUUAUUUUCGCCUGUAUCAUCAGAGGAUGAGUUUCCAGUUGUAGUGCCUGAGGACACUGGUGGACAGGGUUCCCCAUCAGAGGAAACCGACCCUCCAGGGAACCAGCCUUCACCUGAAAGACAUGACAUCGAACAUGUCCCUGUUAAAUCAGAUGAAACCAAAGCUGUUGGUUCACCUGGAUCCUCAGAUGAUGAGCGGACAAUCGACUCGUCUGAAGAUGACGACCCUGCCCUGAACCUGUCUGCAUCUGAAUCAGACGGUGAAGUUUCACCAGGCCCAAAGCCCAGGCAGCAGGACUUCAGCCAGCCUCAGUGGCAGCCCCAAGUGUCUCUGGUCAAACUGCCUUUGUCUGUCCUGGGACCUGGAAGCCCCGAGUCGUGUUUCCAGUCCCUCCUGGAAGAGAGUGAGGAGGAGCUUCCCCUUCAGGAGGGUCCUGCCAAUAACAACAUGUCUGACUCCACCAACGAUGACUUCAUGAGCUGUCCAUCGUCUCCUGGGUCUCCACUGUCCGUGGAGGUCAUUUCCUGCUCUGCGUGUGCCUCGCCCAACGCGUCAAAGAUCUGCUCAGACUGCGGUCGAGGCUACCACAGCAACUGCCACAUUCCUCCUGUUGGACCUGAUAUUUGGUCAGACUGGAUCUGUUCAUUGUGUCAGGACUUGACGGACCCUUCAGACCCCUACAGCUCUGACAGAAGGCCGGGUCCAGAGCCCGCCCAGCUCAGCGUGCAGGACCAGAGGAGAUGUGAGGCCCUGCUGCUGCACCUGAAGGUUGAAGGCUGUGGUCCGUUCUCUGAGCUGGAGUUUUGGACCAGGCUGAUGUUUGUAGCAGAACGUCUGACCCUCUGUUGUCCUCCGUAUCAGACGGCUGCACAGCUGGUCUCUGACCUCUGGCUGCUGUUUCAGGACGCCUCUCAGGACCGCGCCUUGCUCAAGCUGCAGCGAAGUUUCCAGAAGAAGUUGGUGGAAGUUCUGGGAGGAGAGCUGCAUCCUUCCCUCCUGAUGGCACCAGGUCCAAACCAUCCGUGUGCUGACGGCGGCCCGGCGGCCUCAGCAGCCAGCGACACGCUGCAGAACCAGAACACUGCAUCAGGGUCCAAACUGCUCAAUCUGAGGAAGAGGCUGAGAGAUUUCCUGGUUCUGAACACAAGUUCUGCAGCCAAGAGAGCAAAGAAGAGCUAAGUGAAGGUCCAACCCCCUGCCUCUGAGCCAGGCAGGAGCCAGACAGGUUGGACUCUUUCCAGAACCACAUUAUUAUUUAUUAAAUGAUCUGUUUUAUUGUUCGGUUUAAAAGAAUCUGUUACACAUGAAAUGAAACAGCAGAGCUGCUCAUCACAACCUGACACACAACUGACCCUUUAAACAUCUGUUACAGGUUUUAUAUCUGGUUUUCUACAUUCUUUUACUUUAUUUCAUUAUUAUUGGAUGAUUUUUACAUCCAUAAAUGACUGAUGUGAAACCCCACAGGUCAGCAGACGAAUCAUUAAAAUAUCAUUUAAAGGUUGAUGCAGAGAAUCUGAUGUAAACUUCAUUCAGAUCGUAUAAAAUUUAAUCAACAUCUGGUCCAGAUGUUGAACAUUUUUGUUUUUGUGCCAAGUUUAUAAAACCAGUUUAUUGUUGGUGAACAUGUUUACAGCUGCAUCAUCUCAGUUUAGUUGUUUUGAAUGAUGUUGUAUUUAUUGAAGAAACAGCUAAAGGUAAAAUAUUUUAGCUGUGGUUCGGAUUAUUUCAUUUUCUUUAUAGAAACGUUUUGUUAAAAUGUCAACAAAUGUACAGAAAUACUCCGACCUGAAACAGUAUUUUUACAUUAAAGACAAAUCGUUCUGUUU
Messenger RNA from Austrofundulus limnaeus, 2808 nucleotides. Its product is annotated as E3 ubiquitin-protein ligase TRIM33. Lineage: Eukaryota; Metazoa; Chordata; Actinopteri; Cyprinodontiformes; Rivulidae. The record is from RefSeq and is a predicted model, not a curated record. Bases 185 to 2161 code for a protein of 658 amino acids. The transcript has 7 exons.